AUGUCUCACAACAACGAUUACAGCAGCAACAAUGAUGAGUACGGCAGUACUGGUCGCCAAGGCGGUUUCAACGACAGCACCACUGGCUCAGGAGGCUACGGCCGGCACAAACAGGACUCGAGCUACGGAAAUGACAGCCUGAGCAGCGGAGCAAACCCAGGCAGUGGUCUUGGCCGUGACCAAUUCAACGACUCCUCAAACUACAACCAAGGAGGUGCUUACCAGGGAGGUGCUCUCGGUAGCGACGACAUCGCUUCCCGUGGCAACAACUCUGGCUCUGGUUUCGGAUCUUCUGGAGACAACUACGACUCUAGCAACACUGGUGGCUAUGGCAGCAGUGGAAACGACAACUUUGGAACCAGUGGACUUCACCAUCAACCUUCUGCCACUGGAAGCUUUGGCGAUGAUGAUUUGAAGCCUUCUCAUGGUAUCGAGAGAGAUACACACCACACCACUGGUGGAAACUACCCUUCUCUCGAUGACAAUUACGGCUCAGCUGCCACAUCCGGUGCAGGUUUCGGCAACAAGUCAUCAUCUGACCGCGAUUCUUAUGACGACUCGAGCAACACUCGCUUCGGCUCCUCGGGCGACACCGGUGCAUACUCUGGUGCUUCCGACUAUGGAUCUGCAGCCACUUCAGGUGCAGGCUACGGCAACAAGUCCAGCUCUGGCCGUGAUGACUUCGGGGAUUCUAGCGAUACUCGUUUCGGAUCUUCGGGUGAUACUUCUGCAUACUCGGGCUCGAACCAGUAUGGCAGCGGAACUACAGGGGGUGCUGGCUAUGGCAACAAAUCGUCGGACUACACGUCGUCCAGCGAUAACCAGAACUCUGGCAAGUCCGGUGCUGAUGAGCAAGCUUGGUGGUAUGAUGAACAACGAGAAGAUGGUUGA
Messenger RNA from Aureobasidium melanogenum CBS 110374, 891 nucleotides. RefSeq lists its product as uncharacterized. The transcript has 6 exons. Lineage: Eukaryota; Fungi; Ascomycota; Dothideomycetes; Dothideales; Saccotheciaceae. The record is from RefSeq and is a predicted model, not a curated record. The coding region runs from base 1 to 891 and encodes 296 amino acids.